UAAGCAGUCACGAGGGCAAUGCAAGGGUAGUGCACCAGUGCCACACUGCAAUCAGUGCACCAGUGCACCAGUCGCCUCGAUCGCCCAGUAACGAGUAUAAAUUAGCUCACGCAUUGCCGCUUCACUUCUGUCAAAACAUGUGAAGUAAUUCAGCCCCGAUUUCGAAAGCCUCCACUCUUCUCAGCAACACUAUCCUUUCUCUUCUUGCAACACAGCUCUAAAGCAACAAAGCAACCAUCCGUCCCUGGACCGCGUGCUGACAUCUCCGCCCACGUCUCCACCUUUCGGACUCGUUGCCACUUUGUAAGAAACGUUCAACUCCCGACAUGAAGUCGACUGCUGCAGUCGUCGCACUUUGUGCUCUCCUGUGCCUUGCCACAGUCUCUGCCCAAGACAGCAACCCCACCAAGGGAGUUAUCUUCACGGGCGUUGAUGGCAGCACGUACUCGAUGGACAUCACCAGCUUCACCAACACGCCUGGACUGACGGCGAAUGGCAUGUGCACGGGGAAAGACGCGGCCGGAACUGUCAUCCCCUCAACGGCCUGCUCCUCUCCGGUCAAUUCCAUCAACGGCGAGGACCCCCCCACCGGCGGCCGCAAGCUGAUGCAGAACACGGCUGCUGGCUGCGGCAUCCUCAACCUGGUCCUUGGCCCUCUGAACCUCAACCUCCUGGGCCUGCUUGUUCAGAUCCCCAAUGCGGUGACCGUGGUCAUCACCGCCGUGCCGGGGGGAGGUGCACUGCUGGGCAACCUGCUGUGCGCUGUCACAAAUCUGUUGAACGGGACUGGUCCUGUUGCUCGAAAUGCUGGGACUACUCUGCUGCCCUUGGGUGGUGGGUUGCCGCCAGCAACCGAGACGUAG
Molecule: messenger RNA, 863 nt
Organism: Klebsormidium nitens
Lineage: Eukaryota; Viridiplantae; Streptophyta; Klebsormidiophyceae; Klebsormidiales; Klebsormidiaceae
Source: the annotation of a GenBank genome assembly